UUUGCCAAACGCCAAUAAACAAAAUCAAGAAGAAGAGCUCCUCCUUCUGCUUCCGGUUAUCAAAAUGGCGCAAGGAAAACAGAAGUUUAAAGCUCAGCGGUCAGGAGCCUCCAAGAAACAGCCUCAAAACAAGCAGAAAGGACCGAAGAAAGGAGGCAGAAUAAUUGCUCCAAAGAAGGCUAAAGUGGUCCAGCAACAGAAACUGAAGAAGGGUCUCGAAGUUGCCAUCAGAAACAAGAUUGAGCAGGAGGUGACCCAAAAGGCCAGCUCCUCCCUCCACAAGCCGCUGAGUGUGGUGAAAGGGGCAGAAGGUAAAGGGAACCCAGGCACAUCUCGUCCAGGAACCAGCUCCAAAUAGGACCUAAUGCACAUCUACAGACCAGCUCUCGUGGCUUUUUUAGAACAAGAGAGAAGAAAUUGUGGACUUGCAUGAAUUACCCUUCUGGGACCUAAUGAGAACCUAAUAUACUGAGGCAGAUUGCAAUAAGAAAAAUCAGUUUGUAGAUUUUGGUAAAUAUUGCUAUGCAGAAAUUAUUGAAGCUGAGAAAAAAACAGGAAGCCACAAUCUUUAUUAGCUUGGUUUUAAACAAAAAUUGACUUAGUCAGUUUACUGUAUCUAUAAUGUGCCAGCUAUAAAUAUUUAAUACAUCUUUAGUGUAAAAGUGGUCAUUUUGCCAUUUUAAUGUCUAUGUCUGGUAUAUUAAAGACCUGAAAGUAA
Betta splendens (Siamese fighting fish) is the source of this 718-nucleotide messenger RNA. It is a transcript of the gene c1h19orf53, whose product is annotated as chromosome 1 C19orf53 homolog. The transcript has 3 exons. Bases 65 to 358 code for a protein of 97 amino acids. The record is from RefSeq and is a predicted model, not a curated record. Lineage: Eukaryota; Metazoa; Chordata; Actinopteri; Anabantiformes; Osphronemidae.